Molecule: messenger RNA, 984 nt
Organism: Cynara cardunculus var. scolymus (artichoke)
Lineage: Eukaryota; Viridiplantae; Streptophyta; Magnoliopsida; Asterales; Asteraceae
Exons: 1
Coding region: 1-984 (327 amino acids)
Molecular function (GO): zinc ion binding; nucleic acid binding
Source: RefSeq, a predicted model, not a curated record
AUGGUCUUCAAAGUUAGCAAAUGUGCAGAGGAAGACAAGGUGACUUAUGCUGCUUCCAUGAUGAAGUCUGAAUCCCUAUUCUGGUGGAAAAUAAUUACCAACCUAAGGGUUGAAGAGGCUGUAGCAAGGAUGUCAUGGGAUGAGUUCAAGGUGCUGUUCAACGAGAAGUUCUGCCCAAGAACUGCUGUAAAACAGUUGGAAGAAGAAUUAUUGAGGUUAGAACAAGGAAGCUUAACGGUCAGGGAGUAUACGACCAGCUUCACAGAGAAGACUAGAUUCUCAGAGCAUUAUGUCUCUACUGAGGAGAGACGGGUAGAGCGUUUCAUAUGGGGAUUGAAAGCAUCCAUCAGGGAGUUUGUCCUCACCAUGAAACCAACUACUUUCCAAAAGGCUGUGAAUGCAGCCGAAGUUAGAGAAAAGGAAAUGGUCCGCCAAGAAUCCGAGCGGUGCCAGCUGAAGAGGAAAUGGGAGGGUUCAAACAACGAAGCCCGAAGACAAAAAGCUGGGAACUCGGAAAGGAAGGUAUGGAAAGGACAAUCGGGCAAACCAUGUCCUAAAUGUAACCUUGUGCAUAGAGGAGAAUUCCUGGUUAAGCCCAGGGUUUGCUACCGGUGUGGGAAGGCUGGACACUUGUACCAAGACUGCAGAAUGGAACGAAGAGAGAGAUUAUGCUACAUCUGCAAGUCACCCAAUCAUGUGCAAGCAAACUGCCUGCAAAGGAAGAAGGAUGUUACGACCAUUCAAGGAGGAAGCAGAGGUGGGAAAGGAGAGGAACGACGACUAGAAGCACCAAGACCAAAAGGGAGGGUGUUCCAAAUGACUGCAAUCGAGGCUGAGGAAACCCUAAAUGUGGUAACAGGUACCUUCCUGGUUAAUUUUGUACAUGCAAAAGUGUUUUUCGAUUCUGGCGCGAAUAAAUCAUUUGUAUCCACUACAUACUGCCACAACUUGAAUAGAGUAGCUAAGCCUCUAAGUUCAUCAUGA